This is a messenger RNA of Umbelopsis ramanniana AG, 884 nucleotides long. RefSeq lists its product as uncharacterized. NCBI's taxonomy places the organism in Eukaryota, Fungi, Mucoromycota, Umbelopsidomycetes, Umbelopsidales, Umbelopsidaceae. The transcript is spliced from 4 exons. The record is from RefSeq and is a predicted model, not a curated record. Bases 114 to 746 code for a protein of 210 amino acids.
AAAAAAAAUUCUGGAACACAUCUGCAACUGUUCCGUUUUUAUUGGACUGACUGAAAAAGCCUCCUCGUCAGUCAGACAUUUCAAUCAUUUCACUCUCACGUCAUCUUUCCUCAAUGUACUUCAACUUACCCGUCGACCAGUCCAAAGAACCCCAACGAUCCACAGGCGAUCCUUGGGAUAGCUCCAACUGGACUGAACAACCCGUCGUUCCUACUCCGAACAUGUCCAACAUUCGUGAUGAGAGUUUCUCCUCCAUCCUCGCAAAUCUCAACGAACAUAAAUUAUCUCCACCGCUAGUCACACCCAACACCUUAACACACCUUCUCAACUUUCAUCCUGAACACAGUAGAAUACCCAAGCCAUCAUCAUUACGGCCGAAAUAUGUCGAGUUGAUUCAAAAUAUAAAGAGCUUGGCUGUAGCGCUGCAUGACCGAGGAGGUGGCGACGAUUUGGUAGAGGCAAUCAAUAACGACAAGAAAAUUAAUGGCUACUUGGGUCCAUAUGAAUCAACCACAUCUGAAUCUGAACGAGGACAUGAAGUGCUGGACGCUAUCAAUUCCAUCCUAUCCGAGUUUGUAUCUCCCCAGUCAUCCUCCAAGUUGAAUGAUUUAGAACAAAGCACGAAUGCUGCUUCAUCUAUAGCGGCACUACUACCGUCAUUAAAGCUAGAUAACAACGCGCCCAGCUUGCCUUCAUCAUGCGACAGUUCACCUAGCCUCGUAUCUGCACCUAACACAUUUGUAUAGCAAACCCCCGUAAUGCAUAGAUAUCUAUUCGACAUCUUCUUUGGUGUAUUACUUUUGUUACCACCAGAUACCCCAACACAACCUCACUAUAAUAAAGAAAUGAUAUUUUCUACCAUGUGCGGUAGGCUUGUUCCCAUA